Drosophila mauritiana is the source of this 15134-nucleotide messenger RNA. RefSeq names its product plectin (gene brp). Lineage: Eukaryota; Metazoa; Arthropoda; Insecta; Diptera; Drosophilidae. The record is from RefSeq and is a predicted model, not a curated record. Gene Ontology annotation, molecular function: structural constituent of presynaptic active zone. Gene Ontology annotation, cellular component: cytoskeleton of presynaptic active zone. The coding region runs from base 5589 to 11369 and encodes 1926 amino acids. Gene Ontology annotation, biological process: regulation of synaptic plasticity; maintenance of presynaptic active zone structure; neuromuscular synaptic transmission. The transcript is spliced from 16 exons.
AGUAACGGGGAAGCAGCAGUCUAUUAUUGUAUUACAAUAACACACACCUGCGCACAGCAACGGCAGCCAGCUCAAAUUACAUAAAUAGCAGCUAGGCAGCACUAAGCCCAAGUACAACGAACUGCAACACUGCAAUACUGCAACCCUGCAACAUUGCGAUUGCAGCAACAUUAGCACUUAAAGACCCAGGCGAGAGACCCAGAAACCUAUGGACAAUGCCUAUGUCUACUACAAGGUAUUGUACCGCCCACUGCUUCCACCGGAAACAGUCACCCCAUCCAGUCAGUCAGUCAGACAACUGCGGCAACUGAAAUCCACGAAAACCAACAGCGAAUCAUCAUCCAGUCAUCAAAUCAGCUCAGCUCGAAAUGUCAUUACUCAUCAUUCAGCACACAAGAACAGAACAGAACCUUCGACUCCAUUCAAAAGUCAAUCAGCCAAAAGGCAGCUCGCAUAACAAACCAACCAAACCGACGAAAUGCAUCUAACCAAAAUGUCUGUGGGUGAAAAUUCCAAGGGUGGCGAUGGUACACAGGGUGUAGUGUAAAUCAAAACGAUGGCUAACCCAUCAAUGGGGCGCUGCAGUAGGCGCUGCAAGGCACCCAGACACCGAAAGCCAUUUAAAUGUCCUGUCGAGGCGUAACAUGAGCAACUCCAUGAGCAAAAGGGGCGGGGCGGCGAGGUUGAAGGAUGGGCGGCAGGAGGAAGGAGACACGAAGAGAGAGAGGGAAAGGACAUAAAAACUUUCUGCAAAAGAAAGAACGGUUUCGGUUUGGAAUUUUGACCGCAUAAAUUCAGGAUAUAUCGGCACUUAGAGGAGGGGCUCUAAAUACAAAUUGGCUGGUAUUAAGGAUUUUUUUUAUCCACGAUGACCCAGAAAUGUAUUCAACCAAAGAUGUUUGGUAUCUGCUCUAUACGAAAUGAAUGAAAUGCUUUUAUAUUUAUCAAAAGUAACAUUAUAUCCUACCAUUACAAUUGGUUUUAAAAAUACGAUGCCAGGAAAAUUGCUAUAAAAAGAAUGUAGAAUAUUGGGGGAUACUAUCGUAGAGAAACUGAAAAUAACUAAAUUAAGAGCGACUAAGUGUACUUGAGUGUUUUUCUCUGUGCUUGCAACUAGCACGCAAAACAAACAAAACUGGUUAAACUUCUUUAGUUUAGCCUGUCCUUUUGUGGCCUCGAGUUGCAAAUUAAAUUUCACACACACAGUGGCACAUAUCAGCGCACUCACACACACCAGGACACUUUCGGGCUAACACAGACACACACUAAUACUGGCUAAAAUGGGGAAGGCGCAUUGCCUGCUUUUCUGCGUAAUUAGUGAAAUUCGGCAACAGGGCGAACUUGCAGAAAAGUGCAAGAAGCAAAUACUCGUACACAGCCAUGCAACCUUAACACCCCUUUCGCCUUAACCCUUCGGCAUCCACGCUCAUUAACAGAAAAGCCUAGCCCACCGAAAUUCUAAAAAACGAGAGCCGACAGGGAUGCACUUCAUAAAUGUCACUUGAAAUACAUUUCCAUCAGGCACGUGCGUGGAGGCGAGAGAUGGGCCAGGACUACUGACAAUGGGUUAAGGUGGGGGACUCUGAGGGACGAUGGGUAGUGAAUGGCAGACAGGACACAAUAGGGAAAGGGACUCUGUCUGGCCUUGCUCACAAAAAACACGGGCACAAACGAAACGAAACGUGAACGUGAUGAUUUGUCAUGAUUAACGCGAGGAAAAGGGGAUCCCCAUUGAAAAGCGGGACUUCCCCUCCGACCGCUUUAAUGUUUUGCAUUCCCUUUGUUUGUCCUGCGUGAUGUGAUGUGCCCACAUGUCAAUGUCGUGGGGGUACAGUCUCUCUCUUCCUCUUCCUCUCUCUCUCUAUCUCUCUCCCUCUUUCUGGCUUUAUCCUUCUGCCUCACGAAGUCAUAAAAUUGAAAUUGUUCCCCUUGGCUUUCUUUUCAGUUUGCAAGACUCCGUUUUACGGGUUUGUUUUUAAUUUUGUGAUUUUUGCUGGGCACGCAACAAACGAAAAUAGCAACAAAAUGGUUGAAUAGCCACAAAAUAUACACUCUGCUACAUGUAUUCGGUACUUAACACACUUCUACCCACACACAACCACACAUCCACCCACUCGGCUUUUGAUUUCGCCUCUUACUUUGGCUUUGUUCUCUCACUCUCUCUCCCUCUCUCUCUCUCUUUCUAUCCAUCUCUCUUUCCGUCUUUGUAGCCCCCUCUCUUUCCAUUGUAGUCCCACACAAACACACGUGACGUAUACGUAACCUUGUAACCAAAAUGUUGUUAUUUCGGUCCGCCAUUUCCAUGUGUUUGUGUGUGUGUGCGUGGGUGAGCAAAAGUUCUUGGCAUUAUUUUAAGUGUUCUGCUCACCUGCGCUCUCUUUCUCGUAUUCCUUCUCUGCCUCGCUCUCUCUCUCCCUUUCUCUCUUGGCAUCAUUUUUCAAAUUUAUACUAAUCUUUGAUUUACUACGAGCCUUAAAAUAUGUAAAUGUAUGUUUUGUGUCUUAAUGUUGUUUGUGUAAUCGUUUUAUUAUAGUAUAUAGUAUAGUUUUCUACACUCGCUUUGUACUUCCGUUUUACUUUGUGACCCCACACACACACCCACAUACACACACACUCACACAAUGUUUGUUAAACUUUAAACUUAGCAUUUUGAACGGAACGCUGAUUUUUGAACUCCUUUUUCUUACUGUUCUUACAUAAUCAAAAAGUAAUAUAUAACAUUUAACCAACACACCAAAGAGCAAACCUUAGAAAUCAAAGUAAAACAUUUAUCGCAAAUCAGAAAGUAAAACCUCAACUGAAUUGAUCAGAUACGAAUUAACAAACCAUUAGUGAACUGUGAUCUGUUUAGCAUACAAGAAUAAUUCUUUUGUCAUUUUAUUGCCAAAAGAUGCAGAUGAUUUUUUCACGAAACCUAUCGAUUGUAAUGGCUCCAAUAAUUGGCUUAAUGAACCAAAAUUAAAUCCACACAAAAACGUCUAAAAACGUAGGCAAGCAGUCUUGAAUAAUAAAUUACCAAAUCAAGCGACGCAAUUAAUGAAUUCAAAGUAUAUAUUUGUUUCCAGAAUUGAUCUUUUUUAAUUACAUCAAAAACAUAUAUUUUGUUGUUGUUCUAAAAGCGAUCACCAAAAAAAAAAACAAAAAACGAUUGAAGAAAUGCUAUGACAAAUAUGAAAACAAAUUUGUUUACCAAGAAUCGAAAAAAACGUAUGCAACUAUUUACAAUAUGCUUUUGUAAUAUUUUCGCACGAUACCAAAAAAUAUGAUAUCAACAUAAAUAUAAAUAACAAAAAAGGACCAAAGGGAAAGCAAUAACAAAUUGAUUAAAACUUCGAGUAGACGGAAGAAAGGAAGAAAAGAUGAAGAAAGCAAAUCUUUCAUUUACUGACAACUUUUUGACGAUAAAAUGAUAAAACAAUUAUGACGUGUAUAUAUAUCCACAAUAUGGCUAACAAACAUAUGAAUAUAUACUCCUACCUCUCUGUUUCUGUCUCUCUUUCUCCCACUCACUCUCUUCCUCUCUAUCUCUGUCUCUCUGUCGCUCUUUAUAUAUAUUCGAAUAUCAGCAAAUUCAGUCAUAUAUACAAUAUAUAUAUAUAAAUAUGUUACUCUUCAGUAUGUUGUUUUUGAUAUUGAUUGCGUUAUUCCGCUUAAGACAGACCGAGACCCAAAAAAAACCCGAUCUUCUGACCCGAAACCCACCGCCCACCAAAAAAAAACCCAGAUUCCAAGCCCAUCUCGAGGCCGAAAAAUAGGCAACAAUUGUUGUCGUGUCGUUGCACCUGUCUCACACACAUUCACAUGUGUCUGUGUGCGCUCGUGUUUGUGUAUGAUAUAUUACUUUUUGGUUUUUGUAAAUAUCGAACGUACCAACUAAUCUUACGAACGUUGACCGUAUCCACUCGAAAUCGAAAUCAGAAUCGAACUCGAACUCUCACACAACACGCAAUGCAACAACUACAACACUCUCUUCAUGAUGGGUUCCACUCGCACACACACACAAAAUACACACACAGUUCCGACCCUCUCUCACCUACACUCCUACACUGAAAGAAAUACUCUCUAUAUGAAAAGAAUUAAGAAAAGAAGUGAUAUUCUGCUCUGUCUGACACGACACACACAACUUGCGUUCUUUUCAUCUCUCUCUAUAAGUCUCUUUGUAACCGUCUCUCUCAAACUCAAUCUCAAUCUCUGACUGUCUCUUUCACACACACACUCUCUCUCUUUCACUGUCUGUCUAAACAACUAUAUGAAUAUAUAUUUUGUUUGUUUCUCCAACACACCGAACCAAAUUAUUUAACAAAUAUACUUUUGCACGUUAUUUCUAUAAUGCAUCUGAACUAUAUAUUGUUAUACGAAUAUUUAUGUUUCUUUUCUGCGUACAAACAAAAUACCGAAAGCAAAUUGUACAAAACAAAAAUAAAACCGAAAUACUAAAGUACUCAAUUACCCAAAAAUAUACCUGAGAAAUACGAAAUCAGAAUCCAAGUUGCAUUUGUAUGCCGCGUCGAUCACACGAACCAAGUCGAAUACAGCAACAAAAGAGAAGCAUCGACACACAGAUACAUUCACAGAUAUAUUCACCCAGACACAGACACACUUACAGGGCCACUCAUACACGUACAGUUGCAAAGAUACAGGCAUCCCACACAUAAAUAGAUACAAAAACCAGCGACAUCCUCGUGGCUGUCAACCAAGUGACACACAUUUCAUGUUGCGCCUCCUCUUCGCCCCCCAAAACCAAAAACCACACCCCCUUCUUCGCAGACACACACUAUCACACCGCUCAUACACACACACACAAACACUUACACCUAAGCCCAACCCCCCGCCCUUGUUGAACUUUUUUUGGGUGCCUAAAAGAGCCGUUGAAAGCGCCUCAGAACCAACUAUAUAACUAACCAUAUAAAGCCAAACGAAAGUUAACCAAUGGAAAAACGAAAAUAGAACCAAACAAAACCAAACAGUACCGAAAAAUCAUAACUCAUAAUCAACCAAUCUCAUUCUAUUACAAAACCCUAUUGUAAAUUAAGCGCAAAAGUGUAAAAAGUCGAACAAAAACGAAACUGAAGAACUUGUAGAAAAACAACAAAAAUAAUGAUAACAAGAACUAAGCAAAUAAAUCACGUUUCAAAUAUGGGGCCAGAAUAGUCCGUAAGUGUUUCGGGCAAAAAUCGCAUUCGUUAUGUUAAAUGUAAGCCAAUUCUACUACUAUACAUAUAUGUAUGUGCAAAACCACCUCAAUACAUAAAUUUAUAUAUGUAUGUAUAUAGAUAGAUAGCUAAUGUUUGUUAAGCCACGAUCAUGAUCAAGAAAUCAAGAGCAAAAGCUGCCAGAAGCUGUGUGAGCGAUAACGCAUCGAAGCCGGAAAAUCGAAACAGAUAACAGAUAACACCAGACCCAACAACAGACCCAAAAAGAGAGUGCUCUCUAAUAUUGACACCACAGAAUCAGAAACCAGAAACCAGAUAACAGAUACCAGAAACCAGAAACCAGAAAAACCAACCAACCAACCAAAACCCAACUACCAGUCAGUCAGUCAGUCACAGCAGUUACAGCAACCAACCAUUUGAAAUCGCCCGUUUCAGAUGUACAAUAACUACACGGGCGCCAGCGGAAGCAGUCCUCCAUUGCCGGACAUUAUUGGCCAGUACUACGGGCCGGGAAGUCUGGGUCCGGGCCCCCUGUCCUACGGCUCGGGCAAUGGUUACGGCCCGCCCGGUUACGAUCUGUACGGCCCCUCGACCUCGACGGCAGCUGGUGGAUACGGACUGUACGAUCCGCAGAUCUACGGACCGUGCCAGCAAACCUCGCCCAUACGGAGAAGGCGCUACAGUAUUGCCGGCCUGCCCUCGGCCACUAUGUACAAUGAUGUCUACGGCUAUCCGGCACCUCCGCUCCAGCAGACCAGCUCCUCGAACAUUGUGAAUCUAUUGAACGAGGCACACAAGUCGAUAUCGCGCAGCUCGCAGAUACUGAAUCUCACGAAUCAGGCCCGUCAAUUGGGUCAGCUGGUGACCACGCCACUGGGAGGAGGCGGAGUUGGCAUGGGCCUGGGUCGAGUGGUGUCCAGUUACCCCACCCUGCAUCCGGGGGACACCUCACCGCCGUACCUCAACGAUAACCUCAUGCAGAUGUCCACGAGCUUCUCCUCGCAGCCCAACAUGUACUUCCAGCCGCAGGCGCAGGUGCAGCAGGUGCUGCCCACCCAGCUGACAGCGGCACAGAGUGCCGCCGCGGCGGCAGCCCGACUGCGUCCGGCCUACUCCGUAACGAAUCUGGUGUCCAACUACCCGACGACGACCGCGGCGGGCUAUGGCUGCAAGUACGGGGGCUACGGGAAUCCGUACCAGAGCGAUCUGGGCUACGGCAAUCCCCUGGCCCCCUUCCAGCAGCGCCAGCUGAUGGCCCACCAGUCGCUGCACGCCUCCAAUCCCGCCAUUUCGCAGUACUACCAGAACCAGGGAGCCGCAACCGGAACGGGAGCCUCGGCGGCCGCACUGGCCUACAACCUGCAGCAGCAGUUCGCGGGAACGCAACACUACGGCGGCGGAUCCCAGGGACCGCCGCUGGGACACUCGCACAUCCAGGCGUCGGUGCAGCAGCAGAUGCAUCCGCAGUACCAGUACCAUGUGCACCAGCAUCAGAAUCACCUGCAGACGCAUCCGCUGGCGGCGCUGGCCAACACGAGCGGUCCGUUCGGAGGGACGCUGGCCAGCAGUGCCAGGGACUAUGUGGAUGGACUGCAUCAUGCGGCCCACUCGCACACGCAUCCGCAUUCGCAUCCGCACCACUCCUCGCAUCAUUCGCAUCACACGGCAUACCCGCACUCGCAUUCGCACCAUCAGCAGCAGCAGCCGCAUCAAGCCCACCAUCACCACCAUCUGCCAUACUCGAAACUAGACUUAGAUUACCCGAAACUGCCGCAAGAGCAUAAGCGACAACUGGACGAAUUCCGUCUUGAAAUACAGAGAAGGGAUCAAGAGAUCCUGGCGAUGGCGGCCAAAAUGAAAACCCUCGAGGAGCAGCACCAGGACUACCAGCGGCACAUAGCGGUGCUCAAGGAGUCGCUAUGUGCCAAAGAGGAGCACUACAACAUGCUGCAGACGGACGUCGAGGAGAUGCGCGCCCGCCUCGAGGAGAAGAACCGCCUCAUCGAGAAGAAGACCCAGGGCACCCUGCAGACGGUCCAGGAGCGGAAUCGCCUCACCAGCGAGCUCACCGAGCUUAAGGACCACAUGGACAUCAAGGACCGCAAGAUCAGCGUGCUGCAGCGCAAGAUCGAAAACCUGGAGGACCUGCUGAAGGAGAAGGACAACCAGGUGGACAUGGCGCGGGCCCGUUUGUCGGCCAUGCAGGCGCACCACAGCAGCUCCGAGGGCGCCUUGACCAGCCUGGAGGAGGCCAUCGGCGACAAGGAGAAGCAGAUGGCCCAGCUGCGUGAUCAGCGGGAUCGCGCCGAGCACGAGAAGCAGGAGGAGCGGGAUCUUCACGAGCGCGAGGUGGCCGACUACAAGAUCAAGCUGCGGGCCGCCGAGAGUGAGGUGGAGAAGCUGCAGACCCGACUGGAGCGGGCGGUCACCGAGCGGGAGCGGCUGGAGAUCAAGCUGGAGGCCUCGCAGAGCGAACUGGGCAAGUCGAAGGCCGAGCUGGAGAAGGCCACCUGCGAGAUGGGCAGGAGCAGCGCCGACUGGGAGUCCACCAAGCAGAGGAUCGCCCGCCUGGAGCUGGAGAACGAGCGGCUGAAACACGAUCUGGAGCGUUCGCAGAUGCAGCUAGAAGAACAGACCACACUACACAAAAAUGUACAAAAGUUAAUGUUCGAAACGGGCAAGAUAUCGACAACCUUUGGCAGGACCACGAUGACCACGUCCCAGGAACUGGAUCGAGCCCAGGAGCGGGCCGACAAGGCCUCAGCCGAGCUGCGACGCACCCAGGCCGAGCUGAGAGUCACGCAGUCGGAUGCGGAAAGAGCACGCGAGGAGGCGGCCGCCCUGCAGGAGAAGCUGGAGAAGAGCCAGGGCGAGGUGUACCGACUCAAGGCCAAGCUGGAGAACGCCCAGGGCGAGCAGGAGAGUCUGCGCCAGGAGCUGGAGAAGGCGCAGAGCGGUGUCUCUCGCAUCCACGCCGACCGCGAUCGGGCCUUCUCCGAGGUGGAAAAGAUCAAGGAGGAGAUGGAGCGCACCCAGGCCACGUUGGGCAAGUCGCAGCUGCAGCACGAGAAGCUGCAGAACUCGCUGGACAAGGCCCAGAACGAGGUCGAUCAUCUGCAGGAUAAGCUGGACAAGGCCUGCACGGAGAACCGCCGCCUGGUGCUCGAGAAGGAGAAGCUCACCUACGACUACGACAACCUGCAGUCGCAGCUGGACAAGGCCUUGGGCCAGGCGGCCAGGAUGCAGAAGGAGCGCGAGACCCUCUCCUUGGACACGGACCGCAUACGCGAGAAGCUGGAGAAGACGCAGGUGCAACUGGGUCGCAUCCAGAAGGAGCGGGAUCAAUUCUCCGACGAGCUGGAGACGCUCAAGGAGCGCUCGGAAUCGGCACAGACCCUCCUGAUGAAGGCCGCCCGCGACCGGGAGGCGAUGCAAACGGAUCUGGAGGUCCUCAAGGAGCGCUACGAGAAGUCACACGCCAUUCAGCAGAAACUCCAGAUGGAGCGCGACGAUGCGGUCACCGAAGUCGAGAUCCUCAAGGAGAAACUGGACAAGGCGCUAUACGCCAGCCAAAAGCUGAUCGACGAGAAGGACACCUCCAACAAGGAGUUCGAAAAGAUGCUGGAGAAGUACGAUCGGGCCCAGAACGAGAUCUAUCGCCUUCAAUCCCGCUGCGAUACGGCAGAAGCGGAUAGAGCCCGCCUGGAGGUGGAGGCGGAGCGAUCUGGCCUGGCUGCCAGCAAGGCCCGCGAGGAUCUGCGCAAGCUGCAGGACGAGAGCACUCGGCUGCAGGAGGCCUGCGAUCGGGCGGCGCUCCAGUUGAGCCGCGCCAAGGAGUGCGAGGACAAUGCGCGCAGCGAACUGGAGCACAGUCGCGAUCGCUUCGACAAGCUACAAACGGACAUUCGGCGUGCCCAGGGCGAGAAGGAGCACUUCCAGUCCGAGCUGGAGAGGGUCACCUACGAACUGGAGCGGGCACAUGCCGCCCAGACCAAGGCGAGCGCCAGCGUGGAGGCCGCCAAGGAGGAGGCGGCCCACUAUGCCGUAGAGCUUGAGAAGAUGCGCGACCGCUACGAGAAGAGCCAGGUGGAGCUGCGCAAGCUGCAGGACACGGACACCUUCGGGCGGGAGACGCGACGCCUCAAGGAGGAGAACGAGCGGCUGCGCGAGAAGCUGGACAAGACGCUCAUGGAACUGGAGACCAUCCGCGGCAAAUCGCAGUACGAAUCGGAGUCCUUCGAGAAGUACAAGGACAAGUACGAGAAGAUCGAGAUGGAGGUGCAGAACAUGGAGUCGAAGCUGCACGAGACCAGCCUGCAGCUGGAGCUGUCGAAGGGCGAAGUGGCCAAGAUGCUGGCCAACCAGGACAAGCAGCGAUCCGAGCUGGAACGGGCGCACAUCGAGCGGGAGAAGGCACGCGACAAGCAUGAGAAGCUACUGAAGGAGGUCGAUCGUUUGCGCCUGCAACAGUCCUCGGUGAGCCCCGGCGAUCCGGUCCGAGCGUCGACGUCCUCCUCUUCCGCUCUGUCCGCUGGCGAGCGGCAGGAGAUCGACCGCCUGCGGGAUCGCCUUGAAAAGGCGCUGCAGUCGCGUGACGCCACCGAGCUGGAGGCCGGUCGCUUGGCCAAGGAACUGGAGAAGGCGCAAAUGCAUCUGGCCAAGCAGCAGGAGAACACCGAGUCCACGCGCAUCGAGUUCGAGCGCAUGGGCGCUGAGCUCGGUCGCCUGCACGAUCGCCUCGAGAAGGCCGAGGCCGAACGGGAAGCCCUGCGUCAAGCGAACCGGAGCGGUGGGGCUGGCGCUGCCCCCCAUCCGCAGCUGGAGAAGCACGUCCAGAAGCUGGAGUCAGACGUCAAGCAGCUGGCCAUGGAGCGGGAGCAGCUGGUCCUGCAACUGGAGAAGAGCCAGGAGAUCCUCAUGAACUUCCAGAAGGAGCUCCAGAACGCAGAGGCCGAGUUGCAGAAGACGCGCGAGGAGAACCGCAAGCUGCGCAACGGUCACCAAGUGCCGCCAGCCGCCGCUCCACCCGCCGGAGCCUCUCCCGCCGAGAUCCAGGCCAUGCAAAAGGAGAUCCAGACCCUCCAGCAGAAGCUCCAGGAGUCGGAGCGCGCCCUGCAAGCCGCCGGUCCCCAGCAGGCCCAGGCUGCAGCGGCAGCAGGAGCGAGUCGCGAGGAGAUCGAGCAAUGGCGCAAGGUCAUCGAGCAGGAGAAGAGUCGCGCCGACAUGGCCGACAAGGCCGCCCAGGAGAUGCACAAGCGCAUUCAGCUUAUGGACCAACACAUCAAGGAUCAGCACGCCCAGAUGCAGAAGAUGCAGCAGCAGAUGCAACAGCAGCAGCAGGCGGCACAGCAGGCAGCACAGCAGGCGGCGCAGCAAGCGGCGCAGCAGGCGGCGCAGCAGCAGUCCGCAGCAGGUGCCGGCGGAGCGGACGCUAAAGAGUUGGAGAAGGUCAGAGGAGAACUCCAGGUGGCGUGCACCGAGCGGGAUCGCUUCCAGCAGCAACUGGAGCUCCUGGUCACAGAGCUGGAGAAGAGCAAGAUGUCCAACCAGGAGCAGGCAAAACAGCUCCAAACGGCACAGCAGCAGGUGCAGCAACUGCAACAGCAGGUGCAACAGCUGCAGCAGCAGAUGCAACAACUGCAGCAGGCUGCCAGUGCGGGAGCAGGCGCCACCGACGUGCAGCGCCAGCAGCUGGAGCAGCAACAGAAGCAACUGGAGGAGGUGCGCAAGCAGAUCGACAACCAGGCCAAGGCCACCGAGGGCGAGCGCAAGAUCAUCGACGAGCAGCGCAAGCAGAUCGACGCCAAGCGCAAGGACAUCGAGGAAAAGGAGAAGAAGAUGGCCGAGUUCGAUGUCCAGCUGCGCAAGCGCAAGGAGCAGAUGGACCAGCUGGAGAAGUCCCUCCAGACGCAGGGAGGCGGAGCGGCGGCAGCCGGCGAGCUGAACAAGAAGCUCAUGGACACGCAGCGGCAACUGGAAGCAUGCGUCAAGGAGCUGCAGAAUACAAAGGAGGAGCACAAGAAGGCGGCAACCGAAACGGAGCGUUUGCUGCAAUUGGUACAAAUGUCGCAGGAGGAGCAGAACGCCAAGGAGAAGACCAUCAUGGAUUUGCAACAAGCCUUAAAGAUCGCUCAAGCCAAAGUCAAACAAGCACAAACGCAGCAACAGCAACAGCAGGAUGCUGGACCAGCUGGCUUCUUGAAGAGCUUUUUCUAAACAGUGCUCUCGCAAGGCCACAGAUACACACAUCUAGUGAUGCAGAUGAGGCAAAAGGAUUUUACACGUACUACUUACCCAAAGCGAUAAUUGAAAACCAAAAACAGCAAGAAGUUACCAAAAGCACUGUCUACUAUUUUGUAUACUACCGAUGCCGAUACCAAUACCAACUAUGCAGUAUUUCUACGACUCUCACACACAUACACUCUUUACACACACUGAUACACACAGGGACACACACAUUUGUAAAUGACACCAUGUAAAUGCAAUGCGAAAUGCAUAUUAUUUGAUAUUUAUGUGUAUUGUGUAAUUAGGUUGCCGCUAUACUCAAAUUGUGGAUGCAUUUAAAAGUCAGCUCGUAUAGCGUACUUUGUAAACUCUCUUAACUUUCUCUCUAACUCACUAACUCAAUCCUUUUCGAACUCAAAAUCGAACUCAACUUAAAGUUUAUCGUUAGCCAAAACACCAAGUCCUUCUUAGCCCAAUUACCCCAACUCGAGAGUCCUCCUGUCCUUCACUUUCUCUCUGUCGGUCGGAGCUGCAGCACGUAGACUACGUCCUCGGGCACUGCAUCCCCAUCGCCAUCCCCAUCAUCCUAGUAACAUUUCUGUAAGACCCACCCAUUAGUAUGUGAGAUGGCACUGAAAUUGAAACGAGAAGAAAGGCAGAGCAGUAAUUGCAUUAAUUGAGUGCUGCUUUGGACCCAAAGUGCAGCAUGCACUUACAAUUAUCGACGAUAUAUAUACAUAUAUGUAUGCUAGCCUUUGUUAUAGUUAGUCAAACAUGAGCAUCCUACGCCCAUCAUUCGCCCAUCAGUCACACUGUACAUAAGACAUUCGCAUCGGAAAAGUAUAGAUACAGAUACAGAUACGGAUACAAUACGUAGAGCAAUAAUUGAUAGACCACAGAUAAUACAAGUAUGAUAUAGAUACGAGUACCAUAUGUAAAAUUAUUGCGAUUAUAAAAUUAUAUUGCCUAGCCUUUAGCCGUGUACCAAAGAACUAUCACUACAGAGCCCAAAGGAAGAUCACUACCUACCAUUCAGCUAAUAUGGAUAUUAUCGAUAAAAUAAACUCGAACGUCAACUACAACAAGUGCAAUCUCUAUUUUAAUUAGUUAAAUCUACACGAUACCCCACGUUCCUUAGCCCCCGACUAAAUAGAUCGAGUCCACUACGCAAGCUUUACCCAAGUCAGCUGUGAAUGCGCAUAGUACGAGUACUAUAGUACUUCUAGUAGAUCGGUAGUUCCACUCUAGUCCAGGUCACUCGAAACGUUGCUUUUGGUCUAGAUAAGGUGCGAAAGUGUUAUUGUUGAAUGAAUGACCUAUGCCCCUGUAAUGCAUACUUAGCUAUAUAGGAAUAGUUGCAGAUGUGUACAAACUAUAGAGUACCACAUAUUGACUAGCAUGAACUAGUGUUUUUUCUUUGGUUGAGUGUAUUUUUGUUUCCUAUAAUUUAAACCAAAAGAAAGUAGAAAUUGAAUGGAAGGAGUAUGUUGUACGGAGGUAGAAGAGAGUAUGGAGUUAUCACUGCCAGUGUAAGCAAGAAUAUCGAUAGAUGGGAAAUUUAAGAUCCGUUUAAUCCUAGGGCCUAACAUUAGAAUAUCAUUUGACUUUCGGUUACUAAUGAAACCAACCACGAAGACAUUCAGCGAGAGACGAAGCAAGAGACACAACACAAUCAUAUCAUGCAAGCCUAUAUCAUAGCCCCAAGAACGAAGGAUAGCUGACCCUAGCGCUUUAAUUGUCCUUGAAUCCUUCCACCCAUUCUAGAACGAUCGAUUGUUGAAUGGAUAGAGCACCCUCCACCCUUUAGGUAAUCGAUUAACGACCAAGUAAACUACGAUAGAGCUGCACUCUCUGCUUUCUUUUCGGUUUCGCAGUCGUUCGAUUUGUGUACAUAAGUUAGGGUCCUGCUUUUCGCCCCCCUCUCUCGCCAACUGAGUUCCCCACAAAGUUCCUAUACCAGGAAUCUCGGGUUUACGGUGCAGCUGGAGGGCAGAAAGCCAUACGAGUUCGCGAGUCAAGUAAAAAGUAAAAGUUAGCAACACCUUCAUGCUCGACAGAAGUGUACAUAAGUGUCUAGUUAUGUAAGCAUAACAGAAGCUGUAUAAUAUAUGAAAGUUUACCACAUACUAAACGAUAUAAUGUAAUCAUCAAUCUAUAUCCAGACCAUUGAGAACACGAGAACAAUUACUAUCGACAAAUCAAACCGAACAAACUUCACCGUAGGACACAUCACUUUGGCUACCCAAGCUGCAUACAAAUUACACACCACGUUGACAAUACAAUCACCCACAAAUACACGUUAACACUGAUACACCCUUUGGAUGCCCCCAGUUUAUACCACUCAAUUACGAUCCAUUGACGCUAGAUGGAAGCCAACAUAUCCGAGUCGAGAUAGCGCUAAUCUCAUGUUAACUGUGGCCUAACCCCAGAUAUCACAUAGUCGAACGGACAUUUUGGGAGCGAUUUCCUAGCGCUACGAGUGGAUUUCUUGGUCACUCGAUUAGUAGGUCACCGAUCACCGGUCACUUUCACCUUCGAUCUUGAUCUCGAUUUGCAGUUAUAGAGGAUGAAACGUUUGCCUUUAACUACUUAACUUAACUUACCACGUAUCGUAUUGUUAGCCUAGAUAGUCUCAAUUACAGCAGCAGCAGCAGUGACGAACAAACUGAGAUUAAGAACAUGAACUAACGGUCUAUCUACUUAUAGUAUUUGCCGUAACACUUUAAUCAUAUUAUCCCCGCCGUCGUGUACCCUACUUACAGAUACAAAUACGAAACUAUCGGAUAGCAAGGAAAGCUUCGACAACUUUUUCUAUACAAAUCUAGCGAACAUAACAAUAACAAGAGAUAUAUGAUAUAUGAUAAAUCGAACAGCAAAACCCAAUUCUCGUAUAAUGUAAUUUAGCAAAUUGAAAACUCAAUAUAGGCAGACACUCGCUCGCAAACAAAAACCCCGAAUAUCAGGCGAGAAUCGAUGGCAGAUUAAUGAAUUUAUAUGGUGGAGUCCCAAUCGAUCGGGAGUCGAGCGUUACCUAUCGAUAAAUGCUAGCGAAGAAUUAUGUGUAACCCCAGUGUGUACUUCUCUGUACAUAGACCUAUACAUAUAUAUAUAUAUAUAAAUACUUACGAUUAUGAAUAGAGCAAAGCAUACGAUAGAUGAAUAUAGGCAUAUACGGAAACAAAGCAUAUACAUAGCAGAUAUGGAAAGAGAGCGCAAAUUAUAUAGAUACUACAGCAUCACUCAUCAAGAUCAAAGCCGAAGAUCGUAGUCAGAGCAAAAACUUGGAUGGAGAGGCAGAGAGGCAGAGCAGAAGUCUAGACCUAGACCCCCAGAAACAAAGUCCCCAAACUGAAACCGAUACCGAAAUAUCCGCAGAUGAGCAACAAAAGCAUUAAGCAAAACAAGAACAACAAUUUCGUGUAACAUUUUUUUAAACAAGUUUGGUGAUCUACGAUAUUGGUAAUAAUUAUUGAUAAAUAAAAUAAUAUAAAAGGAUAUAUAUAUAUAUACACAUACAUAUAUUAUACAAAUAUAUGAAGUAAAGCCCAGUACUCAGAACGACAAUUUGGUCUUGUAAAGUGACUAAGUCAUGUUUAACACAGUGUGAACUCUCGAUAGAUUGCAAAGAUCACCGAUAGUCAAACGAUCACACUGUGCUGUCGAUUUUCCCUCAUUUCUUUUGAUACUUUGUGAUUGAACAAUUUUAAUUUGCCGAUCUGAGCACUGGACUUUAAGCAGGAGUAGGCAAAAAAAAAA